UCUGACCGACCCUAGAGGAGGAGGAGGAGGAGAGGAGCAGAGGGAGCCAGGGAGCUGAAGUUGAUCGUGUUCCGGUGGGAUGUGAGCUUUCAAACUGCCUCUUUUCUUUAUUUCAUUCUUUGUUUUUUUGCGCAGCGCUGGAUGUGACGCAGUGUGGGAGCGCAGCGGACUGCGGCUCCUUUGGAUGCGGGAAAUGAACCUGCGCUCCUGUCAGACUCACGCUUGUAGAGGAAUUAGCGCCACAUGGAGACUUUUGCCGCUGUUUCUGACAGUCCGGCUGCGGAAUGAAAACUAAAACCUUUCCUUUUGAUGUGAACUCCGGGAUUCUUUCUGAUUCUUUCACCGAUUCUAACCUGAAUCUCCCAAAUCAACGCAAACAUGUACGCAGGGAGGAAGCGCAGGAAACCGGCGCAAAGGGGAGUUAAACCCAGUCCAGCUGAGGGCACCAAGACCAACCCCUCUAAGCGUCAUCGGGACCGCCUGAACUCAGAACUGGACCGCCUCGCCAGCCUGCUGCCCUUCCCUGAAGAAGUCAUCUCCAGCCUGGACAAGCUGUCCAUCCUCAGGCUCAGCGUCAGCUACCUGCGCACCAAGAGCUUCUUCUCAGUGGCGUUGAAAAAGCACCCUUCCAACGUUAUCAGCAGCGGCGAAGACGGCAGCAGGACUUCAGGAAACGCAGACGGCGGAAUUUCCGAGGGCGAGCUGCUGCUUCAGGCUCUGAACGGCUUCGUCCUGGUGGUGACGGCUGAUGGAAACAUCUUCUUCUGCUCUCAUACCAUCCAGGAUUACGUCGGCUUCCAUCAGACGGAUGUGAUGCACCAGAGUGUGUUUGAGCUGAUCCACACUGAAGACCAGCAGGAGUUCAAGAGGAACCUGCACUGGGCCCUGAACCCCCCGGUCAGCCUGGAGCCCCCCACCGAUCCUGCAGGUGUGGAAGCGACGUCCUCCCGCCCGGUCAGCUACAGCCCCGACCAGCUCCCGCCUGAAAACUCCUCCUUCCUGGAGCGAGCCUUCGUCUGCCGCUUCCGCUGCCUGCUGGACAACUCCUCGGGUUUCCUGCCGCUGAGCAUCCAGGGCAGACUGAAGUUCCUCCACGGUCAGAGCCGUCCACAGAGCGGGAGCAUCAGCCCACCUCAGCUGGCCCUGUUCGCCGUGGCGACACCGCUGCAGCCUCCCGCCAUCCUUGAGAUCAGAACCAAGAACAUGAUCUUCAGGACCAAACACAAGCUGGACUUUACGCCUAUGGCGUGCGACGCUAAGGGGAAAAUCGUCCUGGGCUACACCGAGGCCGAGCUGAGGGUGCGAGGAUCAGGCUACCAGUUCAUCCACGCCGCUGACAUGCUUUACUGCGCAGAAAACCACGUUAGAAUGAUAAAGACUGGUGAAAGUGGCCUGACCGUCUUCCGGCUGCUCACCAAAGACAACCGAUGGAAGUGGGUCCAGGCCAACGCCCGGCUGGUUUACAAGAACGGGAAGCCGGACUACAUCAUCGCCACCCAGAGGCCUUUGGCGGAGGAGGAAGGAGGAGAACACCUGAGAAAGAGAUCUAUGCACCUCCCCUUCACCUUUGCCACCGGAGAGGCUCUCCUGUACCAAACCAGCCACCCGCUGCACGGCUUCCCCGAUCCGUCCCACGGUAAAGCCAGAGGCAGCAAGUCCAAGAAGGGCAAAAUGGACAAGAGCUCCUCAGAUGAACUCAACCCUAACUCUCUGCUGGGGGCGCUGAUGAGUCAGGAUGAGUCCGUGUACGUCUGCCAGCCGGAUGCGGAGCCUCGGACGUUCUUCCACGGCGGCGGUCCCGGUGAGUCGGACGCCUUGUUGAGCAGCGGCAGCUGGAACCUCGUCUCCAACCGGCAGCUUGGGACGUGCAACGGGGACGGCUUCGACCCUCUUCUGUCGACGUUGGACUCUCUGUCCCUGGACGGAGACGACGCUUGCUCCAACAGCGAGCUCUUCACCGCUCUGGAGAGUCUGGGCCUCAACGCCGACGACCUGGAGCUGCUGCUGCUGGACGAGCGGAUGAUGCAGGUGGAGCUGGAUCCCAGUCACGUUCCCUCUCUGAGCGACCUUCUCACCAACAACGAGAUCCUCACAUACGUCCAGGACACUCUGCAGGGUGAGCCAGGGAGCGGUGGCCAGGCUGCGGACUCUGCCGCCCUGCAGCCGAUCUUGGCACCUGCUCCCCCUCUGGACCAGAGCGCCUUCAGGCAGCCCAUCGUCCAGCUGUCCCAGCAGAUGCAGCAGCAUCUCCAGUCACCCUUACAUCCUGCUGUGGUGCAAGCCGACAAUCCAAUCAGUUUAUCCGACAGUCUCUGGGUGGAGAACCAUCAUCAGACCCAGGUCAUAGAUCCACAGCUGGACGCUGAGCAUCUAGACCCACAUCUGGAGUCCCCCUGGCAGCUGCAGAUAAACACGGAGAGCACAGCUUCACCGGGUUUCCAGAACGGAUCUCACAUCCCAAAGCAGAGCUCAGCUUUCCUCCCAGAUUACAGCAUCUCCAACCCUUUGGACGGCUGCACCGGUCUGCUGAACGGCGGCACGGCGGCGGAAAUCUGUCAGCGUCUGGGCGUUGUCACCACGGCGCUGCAGCCAGCACAUCUGGGUCCGCAGAGACAGGCGUCGGCGAACUGUGGGGUGCAUGAAACGCCGCAGCUCGUCUCUCUGCCGGCGCUCAGCUGCAGCAUGUUCAGCCCUGCAGCCGACGGAAAGGUGGAGAACGGAUGCCUCCUCAGCUCUGCCAACGGAGGGUACAUCAGGACGUGUCUAAUUCCUGGAAGAAACGGCGUGGAGGCGUGCGACAUCGCCGUGUCGUGUACCGACGGAGUCUCCAACCUACCAGACCCCCAGAAAUCUGGUUUCUUCCUCUGAUUGGACGACACAGAGCAGAGGUGGGGCAGACGGACCUGCUUUAUUUGUUUUUUUUACAUGGAACGAUGAGGAUCUGAUCCUCUUUAAAAGACAUUCUCUGUUCACUGCUGUGGUGAAGAAAAACGUCCAAGAGGACGCCUCUUCCUGAAACGGUUCAAAGCGUCUUCAUGCUACCUGGAACAAGUCUGAGAAGGUUCUCCGUCCUCAUCGCUGCUGCUUUUGGUCCACCUUUUAAGAUUAAGGUCCUCUUAUGCAAACAGAUGUUGGUUUAAUAUCCCCGCAGCCUGGGAUAAUCUGCAGGGCUUAGACUCAUUUAAAUCUACUAAACAAGAAGCUUUAGUGGAGAGUUUAAUGUGGUCACAUGGAGCAAACGGGGACAGGAGAUCAGGUGGAGCAUCUUUGUCGUUUAGCAGAAGAUAUUUAAGGAAAACCAACCCCAGUUGGAGAUUUUAAAACAAUCUGCAGUAUCUAAAUGUUUUAUUCAAAGUGAUUUUAUGCUCACCGCCGUUUCUUUUUGUUCGGAAAAACGAUCAAGAGUAUUGGGGGCUUUAAAUGCACACAGAGAAAUCUAUAAAAAUAAACUUCUUCUUCUUCUGGAAGUUCUUAAAACAGAAGAACAGGAGCGUAGAAACGCUGAUGCUGCAUUUUGAGGUUCAUCCUGGUUUUCUGGUAAGAGACUCGGUCAGAGACGACCCGGUUUGUUCCAGAAAAGUUCAAAAGCAUUUUUAACGUUUCCUGAGCCGAGAUGGUCGUAGAAGCUCCGGUUGAUGCCUUGUCCAGGAAACAAACUCUGCCGAAUGGGAAAAACCAAACGUAUUCAAACCCUCAGCAGAAGAUAGGACCUAGCUGUUUAGUUUUCAUUUUAAAUCUAUAUCAGAUAUCACACACACACAAAAAAAAAAUAGUAUCUCCCGGUUCGAUUCAGUCGUGGUUAAAAGUAACUUAACUUUAGGGUGCGUUGGAUUUCACUGAGGUUUUUAGACAUUGAUUUGCUGCAUGGCAUUCUUUAAGGGGAGUCCUUCACUUUGGUACGACCUCAUUUAUGUUUCAGCGGUUCUGUAGAUCAGCAGCUGCUUUUGUGUCUGUUGUUCCACUUCACUUUUAGCUGUAGGACACUUCAGUAAACAGAGGAGUUCAGGUCCUGACCAUCACUCCUCCACCGCCAUGCUUUAUUAGUGUUCUAAAUGCCAGCUGUGCUCUGCAUUGUUACCAAACAUCUCUUCUUUGGUUUCCUGUGGUUUCCUCAGAUAAGCUAGCCUACUUCAUGCUGCUAUGUUGUUCUUAAGGACAAUUUCUGCUUCUGACGCAUAGCCUCUGCAAACGUCAAAUUUGUCUCUGUGUGCGACCACGCAGAGGUUCUGCAACCGCCGUCAUGGACCUAAAAAAAUCCUGACUAUGCGUUGGACGGUCGUAAACCCGUGCAGACCUCAAGCAGCUGUGAUUGGUCCUUGGUAUGCCUUUCCGGCUGUCUUUAUGGUCGUCCUUCUCGAUUCGGUUCCAGGGCGCCAUUUUUAAAAACCAAGGAACGACUACAAUGGAGAACUACGAUGAAAAGGUUAAUAGGUCUAUUUACCAACUCCAUUAAUAGAACCUGUUCCUCUUCAAUGUCUAGCAACUCUAGAUCCAUCUCCAUGAUCGUGACUUGCAGACACGCGAUGGUUGUUUGAAAGAUAAACACUCCCGCUGGCACUGCCAAAGUUCUUGUGAGCAUCCGCUGAAGUUCUCUUGAGUUCUCGAAUAGGCUCCCCCUUGUGGUUUGGAAACUGCUGUGCAUCCCUAGAAAUUCCAGACCGACGGAGCAGAAGCAAACCAGCAAAGCUGGUUCGCGACCAGACCCAAGCGGCAUUUGAUGUGUGCGUUUGCAGAAGUCUAAUCUGCCCUUUAGAGAUUCUUGUUCCUUCUGCCUUGGCAUGGUAUUCCUCAAGACAGAAAUCUUUCAUAGGGGCGGACACUAUUAUGAUGAAUACUGCUGCAUCUAAUCAUUAAGCCUGAACACACCAAAUGCGUCUGAUCUGAAGGAAAAUCGUGUUGGAGUAGGUCGUGGAGUUUUUUGCAGACUCCUGCAAAAACAAUCAAAAUAGAAAACUUUACCCAUGACAGCAAUUCAGGAAGACAGAAAAACAAUAAAGUGGUGAUCCUGUUUGAGCCUUGCAAAAAAACAAAAUAACGAGGGGCAGACAGAGCAGGUAAUAGAAGCUCGUCUCUCUCCCCUAUUUAUGAAAAGAAAGAAAAACAAAACCGUCGAUAAACUUGACAGAUCUUUCUCUGACAAUCACCUCCUACUAAUAAUAAACCGUCCAGCAGGCUUUACUGCUGCGUUUUCCCUUUCUUUCAAUGAGGAUCUCAUGUUUUUAAUAAAAAGGAUCUGUCCUGGUUUAAGAUGCUGUUCAGUCCUAUUAAGUGGGGCUUUGCUUUACAGCUGCGCUGCUGUUUUGUUUUAUUAUUCAUUUUAAUAGCUUUUCAUAAUCCAAGUCAAAUGUUUUAAUCUGUGUUCAACAAAGAGACAGAAGUGAAAAUAAUCAGCACAGAUCUGCUUAUUCUGCCUAGUUGGAGCCGCUCUGUAUAUCAGUCAGUGUGACGUGGGAAAAAGUCGGAUCAGAGACUAAAAAGUUGGAUGAAACCAGUAUGUUCGGACCUUAAGUGCUACUUUCUUCUCUAAAUCUCUGGAAACAAUAGUUUUGUUCUUGGGGUUUUUCUGUAGUCGAGGUUUCAUCAUUUUAGAAACAGACAGGAAGCUGAAAUCAUUUAACAUAAAACUCUACAAUUCAAACUGGUUUUAGUUCUUUUAACCACGACUGACUGUUAAAUAAAGAAGUUUUAGGUUGUGGUGCUAGCUUAUUAGCAGGUCUCAAACAGCAGCAGAUCUCUUCCUAUAAGUCAGGACUCUCUGUCGGUUGACCUUUUCAAUCCAGGUUCCUGGGAAGGAAUCAGACACUUUAUAUGCAACAAGGAGGCUGUUCACACCUGGUGAUCUCCUCACUACUGGGUCGGUUCUGAGAUUUAAUGGAUUCCAGCUCUGAGCAGCUUCUCCUCAUCAUUAACAAACCAGAGAUGGACCAAGAUAUUUCCCUAGAAAUAUUUUUGCUUUCUUCACUCCAACUGCAGUAAAACAAUCCUGAAAGCAGAUCUAAAGUAUUAAAGUGUUUUAAUGAGGGAGGAAGAUUUACUAUCCUGCUUUUAAAAUGUAUAAGAACCUAAAAAGCAUCUUGGAACCAGUUUAAACUGGUUGCUUCAAGUGUCACACGCUCUCCUUUCAGGCUAUAAUUUUAGUUUAAAUGGUCGUGGAGUCGUUUCCAUGCAUCCUAAUGAUUUCCUCUCUAUGACACUCCCACAGCAUCAUGCUGCCACCACCGUACUUCACAGUUUGCUCUUAAACAUGUACAUUCUUUUAAUAGGAGGGAGGUAUUCCGGGUCUUUUUUUAGACUUUUGCAUUUGAACCAUUUGUCUUUGAGUCCAGAUAUGUCAGCUGGCGUUCCAAAAUGAUGUUCCGACUUUAACUGAUCCAGUUUCCAUUAAAUGGACGACAGCAGCAGGUGUGAACAGCCUAACCUUUAGAGCUGCUGCCAUGUUUCCUUCAUCCCACUGUGACAGACCAUAAACGCUGCUACAGGGUAGCCGCAGAGACGCGAACGCGGCCGCCAUGUUUCUGGCCUGAUAGCUGCGUUUAGCAUUUAGCUCCAACUCAGAAACCAAAUGGGAAAUGUUAGGAUUUGGUGUUGAAUGUUCUCAAACACAGAUGUUUCAUUUAAGAAGAAGACAAUCAAUAAAAUGCAUUUACAGAUUUGCCUCCUUUGUUUUUAUACUUCUGUGAUUUUCUUACGAGACGAAUUAUUUAAGAGCACUUAUGAGAGCAAAUGCCGUAUGAAGACAAAUUAUAGAGUCAUUUUUAAAGAACCUUAAACUGAAUGGUUGUGUAUGUUUGUGUUCAAUGUUUGCAGAGGUGUUUAAUGUCACUGGGCUUACAAACUCUCCCCAGCACUGAAGGAACUCCUAAUGGAGGGAAAAAAAAGCAUUUUAUGAUGUAGAAGUACCGUUCUGUUGUUUUGCGUUUAUGUUUUGGGGAGUUUGUCACUUUAGCAGAAGCUAAUAUGGUCCCAUGAGGGCGAGCUGAGGCUUGAUUAGUCGAGAGUUUCACAAUAAAAGGAGCACAAAAGAAGCAUUUCUCUGUGUUAAGUUGUGAUUUCAGAUGUUUUUUUUUCUAUUCCACUUUGUCUGCUUGUUAACGUUGGAAACCAAACUCUCCUCACCGUGCUCGUCCGUGUUAUUCCAAUUAUUUAGCUACUUUUCUUCGUUGAAGCUCUUUGUCGUCAGUCAGACUUUUUUUUUAAGAAGGAAAAAAUGCAGUUUUGUCUCUGAGCGAUGUGUUGAAAUGUUCUCUGAGAUGCUGAAAAUAAACGUUUUUGUGCAAUCACA
Cyprinodon tularosa is the source of this 7282-nucleotide messenger RNA. RefSeq names its product aryl hydrocarbon receptor-like. Lineage: Eukaryota; Metazoa; Chordata; Actinopteri; Cyprinodontiformes; Cyprinodontidae. Gene Ontology annotation, biological process: regulation of transcription by RNA polymerase II. The record is from RefSeq and is a predicted model, not a curated record. Gene Ontology annotation, cellular component: nucleus; aryl hydrocarbon receptor complex. Bases 379 to 2868 code for a protein of 829 amino acids. The transcript has 11 exons. Gene Ontology annotation, molecular function: transcription cis-regulatory region binding; nuclear receptor activity; protein dimerization activity.